Molecule: messenger RNA, 921 nt
Organism: Pisolithus orientalis
Lineage: Eukaryota; Fungi; Basidiomycota; Agaricomycetes; Boletales; Pisolithaceae
Product: P-loop containing nucleoside triphosphate hydrolase protein
Exons: 3
Coding region: 1-921 (306 amino acids)
Molecular function (GO): GTP binding
Source: RefSeq, a predicted model, not a curated record
AUGGGGCCAACCGGUGCGGGGAAAAGUUCGUUCAUAGCCAAUGCCACGAAGUGCGAGGGUCAGGGGGUGGGACAUGAGUUAACUUCUUGUACAAGCGAGAUCAAUGUCACCAAAUACGAGGUUGAAGGUUCCAACGUGGUUCUGGUAGACACACCUGGGUUUGAUGAUACGAGGAAAUCUGACUUGGACAUCCUGAAACUGAUUUCCGAUUGGCUGAACACUGAGUACCAAACUACACGACCCAUGCUUUCGGCCAUGCUUUACUUUCAUCGCAUAUCAGACAACCGUAUGGCUGGAACGCCACUGAAGAACCUUCGAGUCUUUGAAAAGUUGUGUGGGAAAAAUGCGAUGUCCAAGGUUAUCUUGGUCACUACGAUGUGGGAUGAGGUGGACACCGAGGUUGGCGAUGAGAGGCUGAAGGAGCUGAAGGAUAAUUAUUGGAAGAUGAUGAUCUCGCGAGGGUCUACGACGUUCGAGUGUAAGGACGUUCGAGGGUCACCCAUGAAUUUACUCCAACAGAUCGUACGGCGAAAGAAGGAGCAAGAGUUGAUGGGACAAGAUGAAGAGGGUGAAGGCGGGGUCCAGUUGCAGGAGGAAAUUUCCAAUAUGAAGUUAGAGCUACAGGAAACUGCUGCCGGGCAGCAGUUGUGUUCUCGUCUAGAAGAACUCGCCAGGAAGCGGAUGGAAACACUUCGAAGAAUUCGGGAUGAGACCAAGGGAGCGGACCAGAAGACUGCAGAAGACCUCUGGAGAGAAUAUGCCGAAGUAAAGGCCCAACUAGACUCUACUUUGACUCAAGCACGCCAGUUGAGGAUGACGCUCAGACAGCGGAUUAAAUCGAUCAAAAAUGGCUUUCACUUUCGAGGACUGAGAAGUAAGUGGCACCAUCCCUAUUCAUCAGCAAAGUUACAUACCAUUUAA